Carassius auratus (goldfish) is the source of this 3600-nucleotide messenger RNA. Its product is annotated as glutamate receptor 4. The record is from RefSeq and is a predicted model, not a curated record. Gene Ontology annotation, cellular component: membrane. The transcript is spliced from 14 exons. Gene Ontology annotation, molecular function: signaling receptor activity; ligand-gated monoatomic ion channel activity. Gene Ontology annotation, biological process: monoatomic ion transport. Bases 91 to 2682 code for a protein of 863 amino acids. Lineage: Eukaryota; Metazoa; Chordata; Actinopteri; Cypriniformes; Cyprinidae.
AAACUCAGAAAAACCUGUCAUGAACAUAUUCAUAUUUAAAAAUAAAAGAAGAAGAAAAUAUAUUUUGUAUGAAGACAAUUGAGGUGAAAUAUGUCUUGGUGGAGUUUGUCUUUUCUUCUCCUUCUUUACUGUGUCAUGCAGUAUGUUUCUGUGCAGUUACUGUAUCUGAUAGUGAACUCUCUCUCUCUCUCUCUCUCUCUCUCUCUCUCUGUCUCAGUUUGUUCGCAGUACUCACGAGGAGUGUUUGCGAUCUUCGGCCUGUAUGAUAAGCGUUCGGUGCACACUCUGACGUCGUUCUGCAGCGCGCUGCACAUCUCUCUGGUGACGCCCAGUUUCCCGGCCGAGGGCGAGACGCAGUUCGUGCUUCAGCUGCGUCCAUCGAUCCGCGGCGCGUUACUGAGCCUCCUGGACCAUUACGACUGGAGCCGCUUCAUCUUCCUGUAUGACACAGACAGAGGAUAUGCCAUCCUGCAGGCCAUCAUGGAGAAGGCGGGUCAGAACGGUUGGCAGGUCAGUGCCAUCUGUGUGGAGAACUUCAACGACGCCAGUUACCGAAGACUGCUGGAAGACCUGGACCGAAGACAGGAGAAGAAGUUCGUCAUCGACCUCGAGGCAGAACGACUCCAGAACAUUCUGGAACAGAUUGUCAGCGUGGGCAAACAUGUGAAAGGAUACCACUACAUCAUCGCUAACCUGGGAUUUAAGGACAUUUCUCUUGAGAGGUUUAUGCACGGCGGGGCAAACGUCACUGGUUUCCAGUUGGUGGAUUUCAGCAAGCCGAUGGUGAUCAAACUAAUGCAGCGCUGGAACAAACUAGAUCAGAGGGAGUAUCCAGGAUCCGAGAGCCCACCCAGGUACUCAUCAUCACUGACGUACGAUGGUGUGCUAGUGAUGGCGGAGGCAUUUCGGAAUCUGCGCAGACAGAAGAUCGACAUCUCUCGCAGAGGCAAUGCUGGAGACUGUCUGGCCAACCCAGCUGCUCCUUGGAAUCAGGGCAUCGACAUGGAACGGACUCUGAAACAGGUGAGAAUCCAGGGUCUCACUGGGAAUAUCCAGUUUGAUCAUUAUGGACGCAGAGUCAACUACACCAUGGACGUCUUUGAGCUAAAGAGUAACGGCCCCCGCAAGAUCGGUUACUGGAACGAUCUGGAUAAAUUGGUUCUGGUCCAGAAUGAGCUCUCCAUGGGAAAUGACUCUGCUAUAGAGAACAGAACGGUUAUCGUCACAACUAUAAUGGAAGGACCGUACGUGAUGCUGAAAAAGAACUGGGAGAUGUAUGAAGGAAAUGACCAGUUUGAAGGAUACUGCGUGGAUCUGGCGUCUGAGAUCGCCAAGCACAUCGGCAUCAGAUACAAGAUCUCCAUCGUUCCUGACGGGAAAUACGGAGCCAGAGAUCCGGAGACGAAGAUCUGGAACGGCAUGGUUGGGGAGCUGGUGUACGGGAAAGCGGAAAUCGCUGUGGCCCCUUUAACCAUCACUCUGGUCCGGGAGGAGGUGAUCGACUUCUCCAAGCCCUUCAUGAGUCUGGGCAUCUCCAUCAUGAUCAAGAAGCCUCAGAAGUCCAAACCGGGCGUCUUCUCCUUCCUGGACCCGCUGGCCUACGAGAUCUGGAUGUGCAUCGUGUUCGCCUACAUCGGCGUGAGCGUGGUGCUCUUCCUGGUCAGCCGCUUCAGCCCGUACGAGUGGCACACCGAGGAGCCCGAGGACGGCUCCGACGGUCCGCCCAGCGACCAGCCCCCCAACGAGUUCGGCAUCUUCAACAGUCUCUGGUUCUCUCUAGGCGCCUUCAUGCAGCAGGGCUGCGACUUCACACCCAGGUCUCUGUCUGGUCGCAUAGUCGGAGGCGUUUGGUGGUUCUUCACUCUCAUCAUCAUUUCCUCCUACACGGCAAACCUGGCCGCCUUCCUCACCGUGGAGAGAAUGGUGUCCCCUAUCGAGAGCGCAGAAGACCUCGCCAAACAGACAGAAAUCGCCUACGGGACGCUCGAUUCCGGCUCAACCAAAGAGUUCUUCAGGAGGUCAAAGAUCGCAGUGUACGAAAAAAUGUGGAGCUACAUGAAGUCGGCCGAGCCCACGGUCUUCACCAAGACGACAAACGAGGGCGUGGCUCGCGUGCGCAAGUCCAAAGGGAAAUACGCCUUCCUGCUGGAGUCCACCAUGAACGAGUACACGGAGCAGCGCAAGCCCUGCGACACCAUGAAGGUCGGAGGGAAUCUGGACUCCAAGGGCUACGGGGUGGCCACGCCCAAAGGAUCGCAGCUAAGAACGCCGGUAAACCUGGCAGUGUUGAAACUGAGUGAAGCAGGAGUGCUAGACAAACUCAAAAAUAAAUGGUGGUACGAUAAGGGCGAGUGCGGACCCAAGGACUCGGGAAGUAAGGACAAGAGCUCGCAGGCGCUGAGCUUGAGCAACGUGGCGGGGGUUUUCUACAUCCUGGUGGGCGGCCUGGGUCUGGCCAUGCUGGUGGCCCUGGUCGAGUUUUGCUAUAAGUCCCGCGCCGAGGCCAAGAAACUGAAGCUCACCUUCUCGGAAGCCAUGAGAAACAAGGCCCGCUUGUCAAUCACGGGCAGCCUGGGGGAAAAUGGGCGUGUCCUGACGCCAGACUGCCCUAAGGCCGUGCACUCUGGCCCCUCCUUCCGACAUGGCCCCGCCCUCGCCGUGGUGUCCUCCAACCUCCCAUAGAAACCAAAAACUCACCUUGUGCCUUAAACCAUCUUACCCCUCUACUGAAGUUCAGAUAUCACGCAAACCACGGCAGAAGAACACGCCGUCGCCAGCUCGAAACACGACUAACCUGAUAACGCACUCUUGCAGCUCUCGGAAAAGACGUCAACAAUUGUAAAUGAGCCGGGACGGCAUGGAUACAAACGCUUGGCGAGCAUCAAGGAUCCAUGAUGCCUUAUCCUAACUUUGGGGACGAACACCUUCACAUACCAGAUGAAAAAUCACGACCAGUAAACUGUAAAUGUAGAGACAUUAGCCACGCUUUCCUGACAUCAGCGAACUUGUAUAAAAUCACUUAUUUACGGCCCAAACUCACUAGCUACUAAACUCUAUGUAGAUAUUCUCUCAGGAGCCACGAAGGGGGACGAAGGAAACACCUUUUAUCAUCUUGACAGGAUUUCUUCAAGACGCCGCCAUGGGCCGCUUGCUUUUUGGACUGAAAUGUAAAUAGACCAGUAGUAAAAGCUGAACAUGAAUCUUUUAUAAAGCAUCUUAGAUAAUAAAUCAUUGCAAUAAUGACAAUAGGGAGACAUGACUUGUAAUUAAAAGAUCUUUUAUAUACACACAGUAUUAUAUAUAUAUAUAUAUAUACAGAAUAUAAUAGAGGGACAUCUGAACUAAAACAUGUGAGACCAUGGCAUCUGUUCUGUUAACAGUUGUUUUGAUAACUGAUGUAACGCAGUGUGUAAGUGUCUUUGUCUUUAAUGAAUGUCCACGCAUUUCACAUUUCGCACAAACACACGAGUGUAGGAUGUGAACGCCACACUGCAUCGCAUCGCACACGAUUCUCACCUUCGGUGUUCGGUUUUGUUUUUGCGUUCUUUUGUUUUUCUCUUUGUACUCACCAAUUCAAAUAAAACUGGAACAUGUAUACGA